AUGGAAACAAAUAAACCGAAAAAGGCUAUAAUUAAUAGUAAAAAUAAUGAAUCUUUGUGUGAAUCAGUAGAAGAUACAGCCAAAAGGGGUGUCAAAUCACCUCCAUGGAUAAACAAAGGAAAUCAAAUAAAAAAAGCUAAUAUAGUUGGCGAUUCUAAAAAUAGUAAAGAUGCUUUGAAAAAGGAAGUUCCAGAAAAUCCAAAUAUUAUUGAAAAAGGGAUUGGGGUGAUUCAAAAAAAAAUGCCCACUAAUACGAGUAAAAAUAGCACGAAAAACGGUACGAUAAAUGAUAUUAAAAAUGAUAUUAAAAAUAACAAUGUUAAUAAUACUGGAUAUGGAAAAGAAUUGAAAAUGGACAAAGGUCGAUUAGAUGAAAUAAGAAUAUUAGUUAAUAACGAAAGUGAAUUGCAUACAUUGCCAUCUGGAGCUGUUGGUAGGAGAGCUCCCUUGAAUCCGUUUUCUUCACCUAUACUUGGGAAAUAUAGAAGGAAAAAUGUAAAUGCAAAAAAAAAAGUAAAAGAUCCGAGAUUAAAUAAUAAUCCAUUAGUUGGGAGAUUAGUAGUAUGUAUAUCAACUACAGCAAUUUUAUUUUGGGUAUUUUUUUCCGAAAUGAUAUUUAAUUAUAAUACAUUUAAUGGUAGAUGUAUAUCUAAAGUUUUAUACCCAAUAUAUACAGAAGCUGUAGAAUCAAAUAGAGAGCCAUUUUUUGUAUUUUUAGGAUAUGGCGCAUGUGAAUAUAAUUUAGAAGAAUCAGCUUUAGAUAGGCAUUUUAUAGGAACACAAACAUCUGAUAAUGGAUGGCCAAAAAAUAAAGUAGAAGAUAAUCCAGAUGGUCGAGGAUAUGCUACAUGGGAUUCAGUAAAUAAUCGUGUAUAUAAUCAAUUAGGAGGAUUAAAUACAAAUUACAUUAGAAAUUAUGGAGAAAUAUAUCGUUUAUUUUGGUCUAUGUAUUUACAUGGUGGUUUAAUGCAUAUAGUAUUUAAUGUUAUAUGCCAAAUUCAAAUAUUAUGGAUGAUUGAACCAGAUUGGGGAUUUUUAAGAACACUAUUCUUAUUUUUUAUAUCUGGAAUAACAGGAAAUUUAUUAUCAGCUGUUUGUGACCCAUGUGGUGUUACGAUUGGAUCAUCAGGUUCUUUAUAUGGAUUAAUAGGAGCAUUAUUUGCUUAUUAUGUAGAAUAUUGGAAAACUAUACCUAGACCAUGUUGUGUGAUUAUAUUUAUGAUAUUAGUUGUUAUAUUUGGUAUUUUUAUUGGUAUGUUUGGGUAUACAGAUAAUUAUGCACAUAUUGGUGGGUGCUUAGGAGGGAUCCUUUAUGGUUUUGCUACAAUAACUACAGUAUCAUCAGCUGACAAAUGCACAUUAGGAGAACGGAUGUUAACAUCUCCACCCUUUUCAUGGUUUUUAUCGAAUAAAACAAAACAAUUAAUUGAAGAAAAGGCUCGAGAAAAAAAAAUAAAAGGUGAAAAUUAUCGAAAAAAACAAAUAGCUAAUAAAGUACAUAAAACAGAUGCAUUACAUACUAUUAUGUCUAUUAUGAAGAACAGAAUAAAUGAUGAAGGAAGGCCAUCAUGUAAAAUGAAACCAAGAGAGUGGAUUGUACGUAUCACAUCUGCGUCCAUUUUAAUUAUAUUAUGGAUCAUCUUAUUUAUAUACUUACUAGAUGAAAGUGCUUAUCGAUCUUAUACACCAAUGGGGCAAAUUAAAUUUAGUGGAGUUCAUUCUUGUUUUUGUUGUGAUAUUGUUAAAAAAAUUCCUUUAACAAAAAAUGGAAAAUUAUAUUGGUGUUUUAGCAAUCAAGAAGCAUUUGAUUAUUAUUGCAAGGAAUAA
Plasmodium berghei ANKA is the source of this 1827-nucleotide messenger RNA. Its product is annotated as rhomboid protease ROM4. The record is from RefSeq and is a predicted model, not a curated record. Gene Ontology annotation, molecular function: serine-type endopeptidase activity. Lineage: Eukaryota; Apicomplexa; Aconoidasida; Haemosporida; Plasmodiidae. Bases 1 to 1827 code for a protein of 608 amino acids. The transcript has a single exon. Gene Ontology annotation, cellular component: membrane. Gene Ontology annotation, biological process: proteolysis.